This is a messenger RNA of Somion occarium, 2492 nucleotides long. NCBI's taxonomy places the organism in Eukaryota, Fungi, Basidiomycota, Agaricomycetes, Polyporales, Cerrenaceae. The record is from the annotation of a GenBank genome assembly.
GAGCGACACGGAGGCUCAUAAGCUGGGGCAGUUGAAAGGCUGGCCGCCAAGAUUCUUGAGUUGCUUUUCCCAGCGUUUCCCCUUGUCUUGUCUCCGUCGCCCAAGACUUUCUUCCGCUGCAUGGUACCUGCCCCCAUACGAUCACAUCAUGUUCGCGGUUCUGGACUUCUAUAUCCGGUAGCUUCGUUCAUCGUCAACCAACUUCCAAAGCUCGUCAGCCGUAUACUGAACCAUGACCAACCUGAACGACAUGUCUUGAGUAAAAGGGCAAAGGUUCAUGGCGCGCAACUUGCUGCAUAUGGAGUGCUAAUUCCCGUGCUUGUGCUCUUGUCGGGUCUAUUUGCUGGUCUGACUCUGGGUUAUAUGAGUUUAGAUGAGACCCAGCUCCAUGUCCUCAGUAUUAGUGGUACACCCAAGCAAAAGGAGUAUGCCAGGAAGAUUCAGCCAAUUCGGAAAAAUGGACAUUUGCUGCUUAUUACACUCAUUUUGGCAAACAUGAUAGCGAACGAAACGCUCCCGGUAAUUGCUGACCCAGUACUUGGUGGCGGCCCAGAGGCUGUAGUAGCUAGCACGGUUCUGAUUGUGAUCUUCUCUGAAAUAAUUCCUCAGUCUCUGUGCACCCGAUAUGGUCUUGCUAUCGGCGCUCAUAUGGCCUGGUUUGUCAAAAUCUUGAUAUACGCUCUGGGAAUUGUAUCUUGGCCUGUUGCUAAAUUACUAGAGUGGCUCUUGGGGUCACAUCAUGGCAUCAUGUACCGCCGUGCAGAAUUAAAGGAACUUAUUGCGAUGCACUCCACCACCGGUGAGCUGGGUGGUGACCUCAAGAGUGACACCGUAAACAUCAUUGGCGCCACCUUGGAUCUCCAAGAGAAGGUCGUACGUCAAGCGAUGACGCCUAUCGAUAAGGUCUUCAUGCUCAGCAUUGAUGACAAACUUGAUAAUGACACGAUGAAGCGAAUAUAUGACACGGGACAUUCACGGGUCCCCGUAUACGAAGAAGUAGAAAUUCCUGUCUUAAUUCAGCCUUAUGAGGGUCCGGGUAACCCACCUCUGGCACUUCCCGUUGAAACCCGUAAAGUAAAGAAGAUCAUUGGUAUCUUGCUCGUCAAACAGUGCCUUAUGCUUGAUCCCAAAGAUGCCACGCCCUUACGUUCUUUGCACCUGAAUUCGGUUCCCUUCAUUCCCAGCAACGAGCCACUGCUCCAGAUCCUAGACACGUUCCAGGAAGGUCGUUCACACAUGGCUAUUGUCUCUCGCAUGAGCUAUGAGAAGGCCGCCAGCGUCAAACAUGAUGUCAAGAAAGGUCUUACGCGUCGUCUCAAAGCCCGAGUUGGUAUGGACGAUAGUUCGUCUAGUGAGUCUUCCAGUGACGAGAGUGAGGAAACGGCUGGCGAGGGACGUACACCUGAUGACGAAGUAAGUUCGAAAGAGGGGACGUUGAAUGCGCAUGUAAAGAAACGUAAAUGGGGAAGACACCAUAAGAAGAGUAAGAAACCUCAUGAGGAUAUAGACGCCGAGAAAGGCGAAGGUCAAAAAUCUGGGGCACUGACUCAAAUCCAGGAGAAGGUCGAGAGUGACAGUAAAACCCCUACGAAAGUCACUUGGGAGAAGAUCACCAGUGUCGGUCGAGAACAGAGUAUGCCUGAUGAUGCUGUACUGCCAAAGCAAGGCGCCGAAGAGUUACUCCAAAGUGUUGACCCUGCUAUCAUGCCUCUUGGUAUCAUUACCCUCGAAGAUGUCCUUGAAGAACUCAUCGGAGAGGAGAUCUACGAUGAAUUCGACGUAGACUCAGAAGGUCGAUCUCGACUUGCACACUACAAUCCACCGAGCAAGCGUAGAGGUUCUCGUAACGAAACUAGCGUGAAUAUCUCACCCGCCCUUGGAUCCGAGACAACCACAUUUCAAGUUACCUCCCCCAUCCCAAUCCCCAUUCUGAACACUCCAGCAUUUUCCGAAGACCAAGAUAAACCGCAUAGUCGACCUCCCUCUCGCACCGGCUCUCUCGCGGCUUCCCUCGGCGCCCUUAUAUCUCAUAAGAAGCAAGUGCGCGGGAAGAGCGCACAACGUUCCUAUUUGACAGCGAGUGCCUCUGAUACGGAUUUGCUCGCUACUCGGACGCGACGUGCGAAUACUGGUGAAGACCUUUCUAGGCGAGUUUCGCCUCAUCGUGAAGAGGAAGAGGAAAGGAUAUCAAUACCGAGCCGGAAGGAUAGGCAUGGUCCGGAUAUACGUGGAGAUGCAGGGUGGAGAUGAUUGAGGUUCGUGAAUAGUUGUACGAUAUGAUGACGUUUCAGUUUGGUGUGUGUGGAUUCCGGAUGAAUUUUCUGUAUACCUCUCUUGUAAUGGAACAGUUGGAUUUUUUUUGGCUCACCGUGAUUGAUAACGUGUUUUGGGAGCUGUCGUUCCCUGAAAGACGGCUUGUCUCUUGACUCGUCGGCGGCGCUGUACGCUCAGUAAUCUCAAUACUGUUGUGUCCAUAAACAAUCUUCCAUAUA